UGUGUAUUUGAUUCCAUGACUACAUCAAAUACUAAACGUUUAACGAAGAAUCAGAAACGGCGACAAAAGAAGAGAGAAUUAAAAAAGGAGGGACUUCUAGUAAAGCAUGAAAACAAGGAAGUGGUAUGGCAGUGGGAAUUGGGGUGUACUUGUCUAGAAAGUUCCAACGCCGGAGCCCGUCACGGAGAAGGAAUCUGCGAGCGAUAUAGAAGAAUAUAUUGUGGAUAGUGAAUUCGAUCGUGUGAAAGAUCAAUAUGUCGAGCUACAGGAAGUCUUUAAGAAUUUUGCUGCUAAGGAAGCGUCUAGCAUUGCUCAUGUAAUCGGAUCAUGCGCGAUAUCACCAAAUAGAGUAGUAUCAAUCCCACCGCUGGCACAGAAGAUGGAAAAGUCACCGAGAUGCAGGAGGAAACUGCUGAAAGCUUAAUGAAUGCAGAUCAGCCCAAGGAGAAGAAGCUAAGCAAGAAAGCGCGCAAGCAGGCCAGCAGACUCACCGUCGCCGAGCUAAAGCAGCUGGUCCGUCGUCCCGAUGUGGUCGAAGUGGAAGAUGUCACGGCUGCAGAUCCGCGUCUGCUGAUUUACCUCAAAUCCUAUCGGAACACUGUUCCUGUCCCUCGCCAUUGGUGCUCGAAACGCCACUACCUGCAGGGUCGACGCGGAACGGAGAAACCGGCGUUUAAACUUCCAGACUACAUCGCAAACACAGGAAUCGCGGACGUCCGCGCGUCGAUCGCAGAGAACGAGCGCGACCAGAGCCUCCAGUCGAUCGCUCGCGAGCGAGCGCACCCGAAGCUGCAUCGCAUGGACAUCAGUUUCGAUGUGCUCGAGGACGCGUUCUUCCGACACAUGACGAAGCCCAAACUGACCGGAUUCGGCGAGGUUUACUACGAAGGCAAGGAGUACGAAGUCCGGCUCACCGACAAAAAGCCGGGGAAGCUUUCCCCGCGGUUACGCGAAGCCCUGGGCAUGUCGGAACUGUCGCCGCCGCCGUGGCUGUGGAUGCAGCAGCGCCUGGGCCCGCCGCCGUCGUACCCGAAUCUGAAAAUCCCCGGGGUGAACUCGCCGAUCCCGCCGCACUGUCAGCUCGGGUACUUCGCGGAGGGAUGGGGCCGGUACCCGGUGGACGAGCAGGGAAGGCCGCUGUACGGAGAUGUGUUCGGGACGUACGUGGAGGAGACGGAGAAGGCGAAGAUCGAUCCGGAGUUGGUGAAGCUGUGGGGCGAGUUGCCGCCUGUGAAUUAUGAGGAGGAGGAGAAGAAGGAGCGAGAGAUGGAGGGAGGAGAGGAGAACGAGAUGGAGAUGGAGAUGGAGGCGGAGAGAGAGAAGGAGAAGGAAGGAGGAGAAGAAGAGGAGGAGGAGAGGAAGAUGGUCAUUCCUGGAAGCGAAGUGCCGAUGGAGAUUCCGCUGAGGAAGGAUGUGGGAGGCGGAGAGAAGGCGGCGGAGGAGAAGACGCUGUUCACGCCGCUGGAGGAGGUGGAGGUGAGCGGGGGAACGGGGCUGAUGCCGGUGACGAAGAAAUAUGUGAUUCCGGGGAAGAGUGUGUGAGAGAGGAAGAAGUAGAAUGGAU
Molecule: messenger RNA, 1564 nt
Organism: Blastocystis hominis
Lineage: Eukaryota; Bigyra; Opalinata; Blastocystidae
Exons: 6
Coding region: 424-1542 (372 amino acids)
Biological process (GO): mRNA splicing, via spliceosome
Cellular component (GO): U2-type spliceosomal complex; precatalytic spliceosome; nucleus
Source: RefSeq, a predicted model, not a curated record